Messenger RNA from Mercenaria mercenaria, 1272 nucleotides. RefSeq lists its product as uncharacterized. NCBI's taxonomy places the organism in Eukaryota, Metazoa, Mollusca, Bivalvia, Venerida, Veneridae. The transcript has 2 exons. Bases 1 to 1272 code for a protein of 423 amino acids. The record is from RefSeq and is a predicted model, not a curated record.
AUGUCGGAAAAUUUCUAUAGAAGUAUGACUGAUAGGCCAGAACUAAGAAGUCUAGAAGAUUUUGAUAUUGACAUAUAUUGUGCAAAUGGACAGGAAGUGCCUUAUAGUGGUUAUAUAGAGCUAGGUGUAAAAGUCCCGUCAUUAAAUGACGAAGAAGCUGUUGCUCUAAUUUUGAUUGUACCACAAACAGAAUACAACCAAAGAGUACCGGUUAUUAUAGGCACAAAUCUUAUUCGUGAGUUUUCAAAACUAAGUAAAGAGAAGGAAGCUGAUACUAUUCCAAAUGAAUGGAGAGAAUCAUUUGAUGUACUAUCAGCGACCACAAUUGGUAAAGUUAAAGUCACGAAAAAGAUUACAUUGUUACCAAGGGAAACCAAAACUGUAACAGGUUUCAUACGCAAGCAGAGACAUGUAGAAUCAGCUGUAACAGAAUGUUUGGAUGAUAUAAAUUCUACAUCUGCUGUAGUCUGUCCACGAGUUGUCUCGUUGAAUAAUCCUGGUAGAACAUCACGUGUGCCAGUACGGUUGUGCAACAUCAGUGCUAAAACCAUGCAUAUAACAGAAAAAACUAAUAUUUGCCAACUGCAGGAAGUCACUGUGCUUAGAAGUAUGCCGAUCAUUGACAAUCGUUUGAUAUCAUCUGAUAUUUCAGAAACAAGCAAAUCCUCUUCUUCUCCAACAAAUCUAUGUCAUCAGUCUGCAUCUGAAAAAAAAAACAAAGCCAUGAGUGAUGAGGAAAUUAAUAAAACAUUUGGUGUCGAUCUUGAAAAUAAAUGGAAUGGCAUUUUCCCUAAAUCAUCCACAGAUCUUGGACACACAUCAGCCGUAAAACAUAAGAUUGAAUUGUUAGAUGAGAAACCUUUUAAAGAGCCAUACAGACGCAUACCACCAGCGAUAUUUAACGAAAUGAAAGAACAUCUCCAUGAAAUGUUAAAAGUCGGUGCAAUUAGGGAAUCUAAUAGUCCAUGGUCAUCAAACGUUGUAAUAGUGAGGAAAAAGGAUGGAUCGAUUAGAUUUUGUAUUGAUUUCAGGAAAAUCAACCAACGGACCAAGAGAGAUGCAUAUGCACUUCCACGGAUAGAAGACACUUUGAACUGCCUCGCCGGAUCAAGAUAUUUUUCAAAACUGGACUUGAAAUCAGGAUACUGGCAGGUAGAGCUAGAUGAACGAGAUAAAGAGAAAACGGCCUUUCAGGUUUGGGGACUGGGAUUCUACGAGUGUAAUAGAAUGCCCUUGGCCUAUGUAACGCCCCAGCAACCUUUCAGAGAUUGA